Messenger RNA from Ophidiomyces ophidiicola, 2235 nucleotides. RefSeq lists its product as uncharacterized. Gene Ontology annotation, molecular function: zinc ion binding; transcription cis-regulatory region binding; DNA-binding transcription factor activity, RNA polymerase II-specific. The transcript is spliced from 4 exons. The coding region runs from base 1 to 2235 and encodes 744 amino acids. Gene Ontology annotation, biological process: positive regulation of transcription by RNA polymerase II. Lineage: Eukaryota; Fungi; Ascomycota; Eurotiomycetes; Onygenales; Onygenaceae. Gene Ontology annotation, cellular component: nucleus. The record is from RefSeq and is a predicted model, not a curated record.
AUGGAAACUCUCCGAAAACCAUCCCCCGCUUCGUUAUCGGAUCGCGUUUCGGGUCGCGAUGUGCCAGGCACAGUUCAAAUCCAAAGCUCUGCUCGCCACAGUCCCGUCGAAUGUCUCUCAAAACAGAGUAAUAUCAACGGGGCGAAUGCGACGAAGCCAAAGCAGUCUAAGAGCCGUAACGGAUGUGCGACCUGCAAGUUGAAGAGGUUAAAGUGUGACGAAACUAAGCCUAUAUGCCAGCAAUGCCAAAGACGGAAUGUUACUUGCGGGGGCUAUAAAAAGGACUAUAAAUGGAGGUCGUUCGAAGAGUCUAGUUUCACAAAUAAAGCAGCAAAAGGGAAGAAAGUACCCAUAGUCGCACCGCCAGUUACAGAAAAGAAGGAUUUUUUCCCCAUAUCAGCCUCAUCAAGUCCAGAAAAUUCAGCAUGGACAACUGAACUUAAGAAGGCUCGAGCCAGGAUUCCUGUACCGAAGCCUACCGGUCCUAAAUCAUUGGAGAUUAUUUCACAAAGCCCGGCCAACUUUAUUCCGCCGUUUGUUAACCCUCAUGAAAUUCUUGCAGAUAAAUACGAUGGGAAUUCAUUUUCAGCCCCUCCAAAUGUUGCAGUGAAUUCAUCCGAAUCCAAAGAUAACGCACUUUUUGAUACAUAUACAUCAUUCGCUCACGACAAUCUGACAGACCGACAGCCUAAUUUCUCGGCUUAUACCAAGAGCAAUGACAGUGAGAUAGAAGAAAUUGUUCAACAGACUGGUUUUGGAUAUGAUGGAAUGGGCUGGGUUGAUUCUGUAUUGCCACAUAUUAACUCAAGGCCACAAUUAGGCCUCACAAUGGCGCAGGAACCGACUUUAUCACCCGGAAGUUCCGAAAUGCUUCUCAUGAGCUUCGACCGGAGGACAUGUGGCAUAUUAUCCGUGAAAGACGGUGUCUCGGAGAACCCUUGGAGGACGCUGAUAUGGCCUUUGGCAAAGGAAUCACCCGCACUAUAUCACGCUAUCUGCUGUCUUGCAGCCUUUCAUUCCAGUAAAGAGGACGCGCAGCUCCGGUAUACCGGAAUGGACCACAUGCGCCAGAGCAUUCAAUCACUCGCUAGGAAUAUAAGAACUAUGAGAACGGACGCUGCUUUGGCUACCACUCUUGCUCUCACUUUUGCAGAGUCGUGGGACCGACAAGUAUCUAAUGGUAUUCAGCAUCUUCGUGGCGCGAAAAUCCUUGUCAACCAAGCUCUAGAGGACCAACGGCACGUUUCAAUCCGACGUAGUGACUUUGCACGGUUGCGGUUCCUCUACAAUGCCUGGAUUUAUACGACAGUUCUUGCUCGCCUAACCUCGCUUAACGACAGCGGGUUUGAUGAAAUACCAUGGCCUCGUGAGUUAUCGCCUACCGCUUGGGUUCAUGAAAUCGACCCCUUACUCGGCUGUGCGGCUACAUUAUUUCCUCUUAUCAACAAGGUCGCCCACCUUGUGCAGAAAGUCUGUAAAAGCAGAACAAACUCUAUUGCCAUAAUAUCAGAGGCCAUUGAACUGAAAACCUUAGUUGAACAAUGGGAGCCUCCCACGUACUUUGAACCUCCUGAAGAUCCAACAUCGGAUGUCCAACAUAGUUUUCAAACAGCCCAAGCGUACCGUUGGGCAACAUUGUUACAUCUACAUCGUGCUGUUCCGGAAAUACCUUCAGAAUCCGCAAGUGAAUUGGCAAAACGCGUUCUUGUACAAUUAGCAACAGUGCCUCUGAGCUCCCGGACAAUAGUGAUUCAAAUAUAUCCUCUGUUGACUGCGAGCUGCGAAGUCGACAGCGAAGAGGAUAGAAUGUGGGUAAGGGAGCGCUGGGCUGCGAUGCAAGCGAGAUUGAAGAUCGGCAAUAUUGACCGCUGCUUGGAAGUAAUAUAUGAAGUUUGGUCUCGUCGCGAUGACUGUUACCUUGCAGCCCUAAAUGGCCAACGCUUUUCGUUUGUUAGACCAGUGGAUCCCACCAGAAAUGAAAACAUCCAAGGGGAUGCAAUAGAGGAUGGCCUUGAAGGUUUAGGCUUUUUUGAUCCCCAAACAAGGCCAGAGUCGGUAGUGGAAGCACCAAGCAUAGCAUUUGGUUCGCCACCCGCGUCAUUAGCUUCUCCAGUACGAGGCAGGCGGGAAUCCGCCAGUGUGUCCAUGAACUCGGAUUUCGAAAAAACUGUUAGGGGAAGAACUCAUUGGCUGGGAGUGAUGAGGGACUGGGACUGGGAAGUGCUCCUGGGAUAG